This is a messenger RNA of Falco peregrinus (peregrine falcon), 4749 nucleotides long. It is a transcript of the gene GLYCTK, whose product is annotated as glycerate kinase. The record is from RefSeq and is a predicted model, not a curated record. The transcript has 6 exons. NCBI's taxonomy places the organism in Eukaryota, Metazoa, Chordata, Aves, Falconiformes, Falconidae. Gene Ontology annotation, biological process: protein phosphorylation. Bases 816 to 2333 code for a protein of 505 amino acids. Gene Ontology annotation, molecular function: glycerate kinase activity. Gene Ontology annotation, cellular component: cytoplasm.
GCCAUGUUGAGUGUGGCAGGGAGCCCAGCUUUGCCCCCGCGGGGUCCCGGGUAGGAAGGGGCGACCCAGGGUAGGGUCGGGAGGCCGCGGCGAGGCCGAGCCGUCACCGCCCACCCACCCGUGCCUCGCUGUGACGGGAGGGAGUCAGGGUGAGGGGCAUGACGUCAUCCCGUUAGCGGGCAACGGCUUCGCGCCGCUGGUGGGCGUCACUUCCGGCGUCGCGUGGCUGGAGGGACGUGGGGUGAAGCCGCGCUCCCGCCGCCGGGCCUGCGCGCUGCGGCCGCGUUCAGCCACCCCCGGGCGGGCUUUACGCUGCGCAGAAUGUGCCCGGUGCGGGAUUUAACGUAUUUCUCCGCGUUUUCCGCGGUAACUGGCCAGCAAGCGGCGUUCGUGGGGCUCUUGGCCUACGCCGACCUCCCAGUUGGGCCGUAGGGAACCGCAGAGACAUGGCGGGGAGCUCCCCCCCCAGGCCAUCGGCCCUGUCCAUCGCAGAACCAGCUCCUCAGCGGCGGGAGGCCUUUCCCGCAGGUUUAGACAUCUAACCCGAUUCACCCUUCCAUGCUGUGAUGGGACUGCCUCAUUGGAAUGAUUCAUCGAUUUUUACUUUGAAACGGAGACCAGAUUUUCACACCAGACUCUUAAGGAGACUCAACAAAAGACGCCUUCCUUACUUCUGAGAGUCUCAGGGUCAGCUAUCCCAUUGCAGUUUGGAGGGUGCCAGCUGCCCCAGCUCUCAAGGCCUUGCCAGUGUUGGCAGAGUGUGUACAAGCCCACCCCACCAAGCAGCCUGACUCAGCCUGGCCACCCUGUGCAGCAUGUCCCUCCGUGAGCACGCACUGUUCCUCUUCCGCAGCGCGGUGGGCACUGUCCAGCCAGCUCUGAUGCUGCAGAGAGCUGUGAAGCUCCAGGGAGAUGGGUGCCCUCAACUGCUGGUGAAAGGCCAGGCCUUUCCAGUGAAGAGGGACCUGUACCUGGUGGGUUUUGGCAAAGCUGUGCUGGGGAUGGCUGCAGCAGCAGAAGAGAUCCUGGGAGACCACCUUGUUCGGGGGAUCAUCAAUGUGCCGCUAGGCAUCCAGGAGAGCCUUCAGCGAGCAGGAAUGCGGGAGAUGCUGCUGAAGCCACACAGCAAAAUCCAGGUCAUCGAAGGUGCCAAGAACAACCUCCCGGACCCAGCGGCUCUGAAGGGAGCAGUUGCCAUCCAGGAGCUGGCUGAGGGUCUGACUGCAGAUGACCUGCUCCUUGUGCUCAUCUCCGGGGGUGGAUCUGCCCUACUGCCUGCUCCCAUCCCUCCCAUCCUCCUCGAAGAGAAGGAGAAACUCACAAAGAUGCUGGCUUCCCAAGGAGCUGACAUACGGGAGCUGAAUAUUGUCCGGAAGACUCUGUCCUUGCUGAAGGGUGGAGGGCUGGCCCGACUCGCACAUCCCGCACAGGUGGUGAGCCUCAUCCUUUCUGAUGUGAUCGGUGACCCCCUGGACAUUAUAGCAAGUGGGCCCACUGCUGCCAGCUCCCACAGCGUCCAGGAUUGCCUUCAGAUACUCACCAAAUACAAUCUGCUGCACAACCUGCCCAAGUCAGUGGAAACAGUCCUGUCCAGCUCUCCCACCAAGCCCACUGCUUCAGAAGACUACUCCCAUGUUUGCAACAUCAUCAUCGGGUCAAAUACACUGGCUUUAGAUGAGGCCAAACGCCAAGCCGAGGGCCUGGGCUACGCCACUCUGAUCCUGAGCACAGCAAUCUGCGGGGAAGUUGGCCGCAUGGCCAUGCUCUACUGCCAGCUGAUCCAGCUGGUCUGCCUGGGCUUUGCCAGCCUCGGAGAAGGGCCCCUGAGUGAUGCGGUGAGGGGGAAUCUCCUGCAGCUGGCGGCAGAGCUAGCCAUCCCGGGUUUGAACCUUGCUAAGUUUCUACAGACCCUGCGAGGAUUAGGGCCUGAAAGACCAGUCUGCAUCCUGGCCGGCGGAGAAACCACAGUUCAGCUUCAAGGAAGUGGCAAGGGAGGGAGGAACCAGGAGCUGGCCCUGCGCGUGGGGCUGGGGCUGCACAGGGCACAGGCUACGGAAGUCAGCCCCCCAGGGAGGUGUGAGAUUGUCUUCCUUAGCGCGGGAACAGACGGGCAGGAUGGCCCAACGGAGGCGGCAGGGGCCUUCUGCAGCCCACAGAUGGUGGCUGAGGCGCUGCGGGAGGGCCUUGAUGUGGAGGCCUUUCUCCGCAACAACGACUCCUAUACGUUCUUCAGCCAGUUCCAAGGUGGGCAUCACCUCCUGGUGACAGGCUUGACAGGCACCAAUGUCAUGGACAUCCAGGCCAUUUUAAUUAGAGCCAUGAAGAGAUCAUGAGAGCUCCCUCCAAAGAUAUCCAGAUACAUUUAAUUAGGAUCAGGGGUAAAUGAAGGCAGACAAAUGUAAACUGCUUAAAUUAGGGCUUACGGUUGAGGGUGCUAAUAUCUUUAACAGAAAGAAUCCACUAAUUAGACACAUGAGUGGAUGUUCACAGCAAAAGCAAGCACUUGUAAUUGGGAUCAGAGGAAGGUAAGAGGUCACAUUACAGACACAGAGGCCGGAUUUAACACUUCUGCUGAGAGCCACCACUCCUGUGACUGCUUCAACUAUAGUUAAAAGAUGUGGGGAGAUCAAGACCAUAGUAGGGCUGCCAGGGAGAGCCCUCACUGCAGCUGAUGCACCUCCACACCCCCAGCUCCAGAGCAGCUCAGCAGUGGGCUUUUGCAUGUUCACAGAAGUGCAUUACAGCAACUGAAGGAUGCAAAAUCAAUAGCAAGGCCUGCCCAGCUGGAGGCACGGAGGUGCAGGGGGACACAGUGGGAAAGGGGACACCCAGCACCCGCUCCACCUGCCACUGCAGUGCCCGGCAGCUCCUCCCACACCAGGUACCUGGGGCAACUCAGAGACCCCCAGCCCAGCAUGGUGCACACCCAGCAGCGCGGUUAAGGAGCACGUUGGCAGAGAGAAGCAUUUGAUAAUGGACAUGUGACACAAAAACAGUGCAGUGUCACAGAGGGUGGUACACCUUCACUGUGCAGCACAAGGAAGGAGACAACUGAGGUGCAGUGGUAAGCCAGCUGAGUGGAGUCCUCUUCUAGCCUCCUUCCCUCCACAGGGACAUCUUCCCCGCUGAUACCUGUUGGGAGAGCCUUUGUGCCAGCAGUGUGUAUGCCAUGAGCUUUCACAGUGUUGUUUUCCAACUGCCUAGAAAACAGUCGUGCAUCCAGCCUGAGCCACUGACCUUUCUUCUGCGCUGAGGCAGAAGUCGCUGUCACUCUGAUUAACUCUGCUAAUUCCACAGAACAAAAGGCAAGGAAACCUUCACGCUCAGCUCUCCUGACCCAUGCUGCUGAGCUGAUCAAAGGGCAAAGCUGCCAGAGCUGUGCUUUGACAGGGAGCUGCUCCCCUGUAUAUAUAAGGUGGUUAUCGUGGUUUUGUCACCUACUGCAGUGCAAUAUGUGGGACAGCAGCGAUGAGCCAUGUUUCCCAGGACAUGGAGGCCACAGUGGGGCUGGAUUUCAGAAGGGCUCUGCCUGUAGCAACAGGCACGAUGACGGUUUUGGCUGCAUAUUCAAAGGACUUCAGCUCAGCAGCCAGUAUGACCCAACAACAUCCGACUCCUUUUGAAUAUCUGCCUGUUUGUUACAGAGCCUAAGCGGGAACUGAGCUCCUUUGAAAAAUCCAGCUCUAAUUUAAUAGGACACGCUUGGCUCAGACUCUUUCCAGACAGACAGACCUACUCCGUGUGGCUGAUCUCAUCUCGUGACAUAAAUACACCGUCCUGCCAACACCGUGAGUCGUGGUGUCUCACUGAACAGUCGUUCUGCGGCCUGCUCCAAGAUGGAUCAGAGGGCGGAUUUUUGAGGAGGAUGCAACACCUCCUGCUUUCGUUUCAAAGCCAAUAUCUAACAAGUAGGGAUAUCAGCAGGACCAUCACGGGGCCUGGUAUCAAUGCCAGGCUGGCAGCUGGCCUGUCUGGGCCACAGCCCAGGCAUGGUGUCAAGGCACAAGCCUAGGGAUUUCAAAACCUCAGUCUUACCCCAGUGGUUUAAACUCAUCCAUGCAUCUCAUUUGUCCUCCGAGUCUGAAGGUCUUCUGUAACAUGCCUGAACUUGCUUACGCUGGCAAACAGCUUUGAGAUCUGCUGGGGAAAACCUGCCAAGCGUUAUAAAGUUUGCUGUGCCCCUGUAAUGUCAGGUGACAGUUGCACAGGAGAAGCUGCUUUGUGCUGUGCAGUUUUUUUCCGCAGGUUGCCAGCAGGUCACUGGCAGGUCACCUCCUCCAUGCCUGGCAUGCCAGCACCACAGGGGCUCUAACAUACACAGCGAUACAGCCAAAAAGUACGGGCUGCAGCCAGAAUAACUGGCUAAAGCUGGCUCCAAAGUGGUGUUAAUGCUUCCUGUCCAGUUCUGCUCCAGUGAAAUCCAGAGUGACUCCGGUUUCAGGCUCAGGUGCCUGGUAGAAGGGUCACUGCCAUCUUCAGCAGCAGGUCCGGCAUGCCAGCCUGGGCACACAGCUGCAGGUCCACUGUACCCCUAUGCUCUGCCUGCAGCCCUGCCACAUUGCUGAGCACUGCUAGUCCUUGGAGCUGCUGCCUGUGCUGUGUCACAGUCAAAUUCAGAAGACCUUGGUCUAGCGCUUGCUGCCUUCUCCUGGGAAAUGCCUACCACAUGUACCCUGAGCAGUGUCCUUGCUUUCUAAACAGUGGCUUUUCACUAGCAAUUAAAAAGAGUUUGUGUUGGGGAGGAGAGAA